AUGGCUUGGCUGGAAUCUUGCGCCUUUCUCGCAGACGUUCUUACCCGGUAUAGCUUGGUAGAAGGGGAGUAUCAAAAUGACCCGAAUACCGAUCAAUACGUUGAGACAGCUCUUAUCCAGGUAUACGUCGCGGUUUUGACUUUCGCUGCCCAAGUCCAGUCACUUUAUGAUCGCAACCGCGCCGUCUUAAUUUGGCAAAGUAUUUCUGGAGAUUCUCUUUCCCCUCUCCGAGUCUCUAUUGAUGAGGCGGAAUCACAUCUGAGCCGAUGGCUUGAGAUCGUUGACCGACGUGAACAGAAAGACAGGGGAAAGGAGCUUGUUGAAAAGGCGGACAGAAUGCUUACUAACCUUGACCAAGUCAUGGACUCACUCAAUGAACUCAGUAGCAAGUCGGUCCUUGCGGAGCUCAAGAUUGCAGAAGAUGCUCAUUACAAUGCAAAUACCGGGGAGGAGUAUCAAGAAUGUCUGCAAGACACCCGAACUGAACUCCUUCAGGACAUCAAAAGCUGGGCGACCGAUCCGGAUCGAAAAGCUGUGUUUUGGCUGCAGGGUAUGGCAGGAACAGGAAAGUCAACUGUGUCCAGGACAGUGGCUCGAUGGUUGGACGACGAGGGCUUGCUGGGUGGCAGCUUCUUCUUUAGAAGGGGUGGAACAGACCGAGCAGAUGCCAAACGACUGUUCACCACCCUUACCAAACAAAUAUUGGAAAGAUUACCUCGUCUUCAGGAACCAAUCAAGAGGGCAAUCAAAGAAACGCGUGGUAUUGGGAACAGCAAUCCACAAGAACAGUUCAACAAAUUGAUUUUCAAGCCGCUUAAGAGCCUCGAUCUUGGUUUAAUAUCCCCGUUAAUUCUGGUCAUUGUCAUCGACGCGCUGGAUGAAUGUCAAGUGCCGUCUGAUGUUGCGGCUCUAUUUUUGACUUUGCCUAAGUUGACCGACUUGAAAACUGUCCAAUUACGAGUCUUCAUUACAAGCAGGCCAGAGCCACCCGUGAUUAAAGGAUUCCGACCGAUCUGCAAAGAUGAGAUUAUUCUCCAUCAAAUUGAGAGGUCAAUUGUCGAGCAUGAUAUAUCGGUCUUUCUCCGGGAAAGGCUUGAGAGGAUAAGAGAUGAUCACGGACUAGCGGAAAGCUGGCCCGGGGAAGAGACUUUCAAUGCGCUAGUAAAUAUGGCUGUUCCUCUAUUCAUUUUUGCCGCGACAAUAUAUCGAUUUAUCGACUGCGAAGGAGAACUGCCGAAUGACCGACUGCAAGCUAUAUUAUGUUCACAAUCAAGCGACGGUAUGGACAAAAUUGAUGGCGAGUACUCAAAGUUAACCAAAAUCUAUCAUCCUGUUUUAAAGCAUGUUGUAUCGCAAAAAGAGUCAAAAGAACUCAGUUGCUGGAUGAAUGACUUUCGCCGAAUUGUGGGCGCCAUUGUACUUCUCUUCAGCCCACUCUCAUCUGUCUCCCUGGCCAGACUCAUUUCUUCAGAGAAAGAGAAAGUCCAAAGCAGACUCAGUACGCUUCAGUCUGUGUUAUCAGUGCCAAAAGAUAGUGAUGCCCCUGUGCAGCUUCUUCAUCUCUCGUUUCGAGAAUUUCUCGUCGAUCAUUCAGCAUCCAACGACUUCUGGAUUGACGAAGCGGCAGGCAAUACACGGCUUGCCAAGGAUUGUCUUGAGUGUAUGAACCAAGAAUUAAAGAGAGACAUAGCCCGCCUUUCAAACCCGGGCGUAAGAAGGAACGAAAUUGGAAAGACGGUAAUUGAGAGUUAUGUUUCACCUGAGCUUCGAUACGCUUGUCGAUACUGGAUACGCCAUCUAGAGCAUGGUGACCGGUCCAGCGUAGAUUGGAGACCGAUAGAAAACUUUCUGAAGUUGCAUUUCUUGCAUUGGUUGGAAGUGAUGAGCCUGCUUGGAUGGGUUUCGGAAGCGAUUGGAAACAUUACGGCUUUGCAGUCCAUGGCAAAGGUCAGUGACGUUGUAUUGGAACCAAUAGUCUAUACUAACUGGCAGAUACAGUCACAUCAGCUAGCUACCUCUCUUGAAGAUGCAAAGCGAUUCGUUCUUAAAAAUCGCCAAAUAGCCGACGAGGCGCCUCUUCAGCUUUAUUGUGCGGGGCUUGUUUUUGCUCCCCAAAUGUCAAUAAUUCGGCAAGGUUUCAAAGCCGAGUUUCCCACUUGGAUAUGCCAGUUACCAAGAGUUGAGGAAAGGUGGAGUCCGGAACUGCAGACCCUCGAAGGCCAUUCAGGCGCGGUCAUAUCGGUGGCGUUCUCACCCGACGGCGCACGGCUGGCAUCCGCUUCUAAGGAUGAAACCGUGCGUCUUUGGGACGCGGCGACAGGCGCGCUACAGCAGACUCUUGAGGGCCAUUCAGACUGGGUUAGAUCAGUGGCCUUCUCGCCUAAUGGCGCGCAGCUGGCGUCCGCCUCUCGUGAUAAAACUGUGCGUCUCUGGGAUGCGGCGACAGGCGCGCUACAGCAGACCCUCGAGGGCCACUUAGACGAAGUCAUAUCAGUGGCCUUCUCGCCUAACGGCGCGCGGCUAGCGUCCGCCUCUCGUGAUAACACUAUCUAUCUCUGGGACGCGGUGAUAGGCGCGCUACAGCAGACCCUAGAGGGCCAUACAAGCUGGAUUAACUCGGUGGCUUUCUCACCCAACGGCGCGCGGUUAGUAUCCGCCUCUGAUGACAAAAAUGUGUGUCUCUGGGACGCGGCGACAGGCACGCUGCAGCAAACUCUAAAGGGCCAUUUAAGCUUAGUCAAAUCAGUGGCAUUCUCACCCGACGGCGCACGGCUAGCGUCCGCCUCUAAUGAUCAAACCGUACGUCUCUGGGAUGCGGGGACAGGGGCGCUACAGCAGAUCCUCGAGGGUCAUACAGGUGCGAUCACAUCAGUGGCAUUCUCACCCGACGGCGCAUGGCUGGCGUCUACCUCUAAUGAUAAAACCGUGCGCCUCUGGGACGCGGCGACAGGCGCGCUAAAGCAGACCCUUAAGGGCCAUUUAAGCUGGAUUAACUCAGUGACCUUCUCACCCAACGGCGCGCGACUGGCAUCCGCCUCUGAUGAUAAAACCAUGCGUCUUUGGGACACGGUGAUAGGCACAUCACAGCAGACUCUCGAGGGUCAUUCAGGCGCGGCCAUAUCGGUGGCAUUCUCACCCAACGGCGCACGGCUAGCGUCUACCUCUGAUGAUACGACUGUGUGUCUCUGGGACGCGGCGACAGGCGCGCUACAGCAGACCCUUAAGGGCCAUUUAGGCGUUGUAAUAUCAGUGGCUUUCUCGCCUGACGGCGCGCGGCUAGCGUCCGCAUCUGAUGAUAAAACCGUAUGUCUCUGGGACACAGCGACAGGCGCACUCCAGCAGACCCUUAAGGGCCAUUCAGACUGGGUUAGGUUUGUGGCCUUCUCACCUAACGGCGCGCAGCUGGCGUCCGCCUCUGAUGAUAAAACCGUGCGUCUGUGGGACCCAGCGACAGGCGCGCUGCAGCAGACCCUCAACGGCCAUUCAAGCUGGGUUAACUCAGUGGCCUUCUCACCCGACGGCGUAUGGCUAGCGUCCGCCUCUUGUGACGAUACCGUGCAUUUCUGGGACGCGGCGACAGGCGCGCUGCAGCAAACUCUUAGUUCCAAUGGACGAGUCACUGACCUUAAAUCUGAUGAAGAUGGGCCAUGUCUAUUCACUGAUUUGGGCUUGCUUGAUGUUCAACCCGGCUUUGGAAAUCAUGCAACUUAUUCCAAAAAUGUUAAUCUGGAGAUCUCCAUCGAGCAACAUUGGAUAAAGGUGAACGGUAAAAACGUUCUUUGGCUUCCUCCUGGGCUCCGGCCUAGCUGUUCCGCUAUCAAUGGCAAUUUACUUGCCCUAGGAAACGCAUCAGGGCUUAUCUCAUUUGUUGGAUUUCAAGCCUAG
Molecule: messenger RNA, 3885 nt
Organism: Penicillium pulvis
Lineage: Eukaryota; Fungi; Ascomycota; Eurotiomycetes; Eurotiales; Aspergillaceae
Exons: 1
Coding region: 1-3885 (1294 amino acids)
Molecular function (GO): protein binding
Source: RefSeq, a predicted model, not a curated record